AUGGUUCCCAAAGCCGAUGGUAUUGCUGUCACAAUGAGAAAGCUAGGCAUCGAGCCUGAUAUUGUCAAGUAUAGCAUAUUCAUCGAUGCGCUUUGCAAGAAGGGGAUUGGGAUGGUUUCCGGAGCUGAAUAUAUGCUUGACACAAUGGAAAAGCAAGGCAUUGGGCCUGAUGGUGUCAUGUAUGAUAUGUUGAUCCCCGCACUUUCCAAAGCUAAAGAUAUUGUUGACAAGAUGAGAAAGAAAGGCAUUGAGCCUUGUGAUGGCACGUAUAAUACAUUGGUGGAUGCCUAUUGGAAGGAGGGAAUGCCAACCGGAGCUGUAGGUAUCAUUUCCACAAUGAGAAAGCAAGGCAUUGAGCCUGAUCAUGCAACCUGCAACGCUCUUAUGGAAGUCAUGAGGUGCCAAUGA
Molecule: messenger RNA, 408 nt
Organism: Hibiscus syriacus
Lineage: Eukaryota; Viridiplantae; Streptophyta; Magnoliopsida; Malvales; Malvaceae
Product: protein Rf1, mitochondrial-like
Exons: 2
Coding region: 1-408 (135 amino acids)
Molecular function (GO): protein binding
Source: RefSeq, a predicted model, not a curated record